AUGACCUCUGUAUUGAUGCAACAAGAACCUCCCAAGACAACCAAUGGGACCAAUGGUCCCGAUCCCCAGUACGGUCUCAGCUCCCCAUGGUCACAUUACUACUCCCCCGAAGGCACAGCGCCGCAAGGGAGGUGGGAGGGCGAGCUGGACAACCUGGUCGUCUACGGCGAGAUCCCCAAGGACAUCGAGGGCACCUUCUGCCGGCUGAUUGUGGACCCGCAUUACCCGCCGCACCCGGCCAACGGCUUCGUCGAGGGCGAUGGCAACAUCUGCGCGUUCCGCUUCCAGGACGGCCGCGUCGACAUGAAGCUCCGCUACGUCGAGACGGAGCGGUGGCUGCUGGAGCGCAAGGCCAACGAGCGCCUUUUUCACAUCUACCGCAACCCUUUCAGCAACCACCCUUGCGUGCGCAUGGCAAAUGACUCUACCGCCAACACGAACAUCCUGUACUGGGGCGGCCAGCUGCUCGCCAUCAGCGAGCGCGGCCUGCCGUACGCUGUCGAUCCGGACACGCUCGAGACCAAGGGCUGCGAUCCCUUCGGGGGCCAGACCAAGGCCAAGACGUUCACGGCGCACCCUAAGGUCGACCCGUACGCCAACGAGCUGGUGACAUGGGGCUAUGAGGCUAAGGGCCUCGGGACCCCGGACGUGUGUGUGUAUACCGUUGAUCCGGAAGGCAAGGUCUCGAACGAGUUCUGGUUUCAGGAGGAGGAGCCGACCAUGGUGCAUGAUGCGUGGGUCACCGAGAACUGGGUCGUCCUGUGCUCCAUGCCCUUCAAAGUUAACUCGGAUGAGGAUCUGAAAAAGGGCUCCCAGCAUUGGGAGUACGUGCCCGACAAGCCCUCGGGCUUCCUCGUAGCCCCGCGCCACCCAAAUACGCCCCGUCACCCGGGGUGGAAGCCGGGCGAGGUGCGGCGAUAUACGUGGAAUAACGGGCUGGUGAUCCACACCGGUGGUGCAUGGGAGGACGAGGACGGCAACCUGAAGCUGGAGAGCCACUUCAUAGCGUCCAACCUGGUCUUCACCUUCUGGAACCCUCCGGGAAUGAAGAUGCCAGAGGAGCCGACGGGCGACUGGGUGCGGUGGACGGUGGACCUGAGCCAGCCGGCGGAGACGCGACUGGCGGACCCGGAGGUGCUGUUCCGGGGCCUGGUGGACUUCCCCAAGACGGACGAGCGGUUCCUGACGCGCAAGCAGCGCGUCGUCUACCUGGCGGCGUGCGACGCGGGGCAGCCCAAGGUGCAGCGGUUCAGCUUCAACUCGAUCGUGCGGCUCGACACCGAGACGCGCGAGGCCACCGUCUUCGUCCCGGGCGAGGAGGGCAGCCGCCUCGCUGAGCCCGUCUUCGUGCCGCGGUCCGACGACGCCCCCGAGGGCGACGGCUGGGUCAUCUUCUGGUGCGACAGCCCCAGCGUCCCCAAGGGCCAGAUCGUCAUCCUCGACACCGACGACUUCACCAAGCCUGUGGCUUUGAUCAAGCUGCCGUUUGCCAUGCGCAACCAGGUGCACGGCAACUGGAUCCCGAAUGCGAACCCUGGGAAGCCGCUUCCGCGGUUGACGAAGAUGGUGAAGAAUGUGGUCGCCAGUAAGAAUGGUUCGCUGAAUCGUGUCUAA
Molecule: messenger RNA, 1614 nt
Organism: Diaporthe amygdali
Lineage: Eukaryota; Fungi; Ascomycota; Sordariomycetes; Diaporthales; Diaporthaceae
Product: isoeugenol monooxygenase
Exons: 1
Coding region: 1-1614 (537 amino acids)
Biological process (GO): carotene catabolic process
Molecular function (GO): carotenoid dioxygenase activity
Source: RefSeq, a predicted model, not a curated record